UGUUGAAGGAAACUAUGGGAUUAGUCUCUAUUCUUCCUAGAUACUGUUUCUUAUGUUGUUCCUCCCUCCUUUAUUAGUCAGAGAAAUGCACCUUAAAAUAAUACGGUCACCUAAAAACAGUGAGAAGUAUGGCAGGCCAUUUUUACUCAACCUUGAAUUCUUAUUGAAAACAAACAUAUUGUGGUGAGGCAGACCUUUCUUGUCCUAGGUUCCAAACCACCAAAUAGUCCUCUACAAUGCAAAUUUGGCACUUCAUAGCUAAUAAGACAAUGCAACUCUUAACAAGCUGAAAGAUAAGCCUCUGCUUAUGUAAAAAGUGUUGAGCCAAACUGGAAAUUUCUUCCCUUUUGGUAACACUGCAGGCUCUACCCUAAGGAUGGUUUCCACUGGUUGAAAGCCAGCUGGUGAGACUUAAACCUUCCAACUGGGUAGUUCAGCCCUCCCAAUGCCUUAUCAUGGGGUCAUGGACCAGGCAAAGCAGCAGGUCUCUCUUCUGGAUCCUCUCCCAUCCCUUCCAAAAUAUGUUUGCUCUCAUGGUCAGCCUGAAAAACUUGCGUGCAGAGACCUUGAUGGAGUUUCAAAGGCUUCUACCCCUGCUGCCCUCCCAUCAAAUCUUUCUAGUGUCUCUUCAGAAUCCAAUAACACAGGCUCUUGGAAAGUCAGCAGAGUGAAUGCCUGGUUCACUCACUACACACAGUCUCAUUAAUCACUGAUUCCUUCCUACACUGAUUCAUCUGUAAUUACACAAUAAACUAUACUCAAGAGUUAAGUGUAGAUUGAGUGUGGGCUGUCAUUGAACCCUGGGUUGUUCUUGAAAUUUCAGUUACUAUGUUGUGAACCCAGCUGGGAUAUCACAAUCUGUGGUGAACAACCCAACAUUCACAAGAAUAUGUUUGCAGGAGAGAAGGACUAGAAUGAAUGAGGCCAUCUAGAAACCUUAAAAUACAUAGAAAUAAAAGAAGGUAAGCACAAGGACAUGUGUAGCUGUUAAUUUGGUAAUCCACAAGUUUAAGUACUUAGGAUUCAUUGCAAGAAGUGUGAAUGAAUCUCAUCACAUCUAAUUUUUUCACUUGAGAGUAAGCUCAAGAGGUUUGAGCAGGCAGGAACAGACUUCAUUGAGGUAUAAUCUUAAUUUGACAUUGAGUCUAAAUCUCAAUGUCUUGCUGAUUUUUUUGUAGGAACUUAUUAUUCAUUGCUCUUUCCACAUUUGUGUGCUUUUCUUUCAAGCAGCUGUAACCUAGGAUAUGGCAACAAACAGUGAUAACAACAAUUUGUGGAUCACUUGCAAUCAAGCUUCAUGCUCUGAAGAGGAACAGCCUUUGCCAAGCCAAGUUCCAGGGACAGAACAGUCACGGGAGUCUUCCUCCUGCCUCAGUGCUACAGAGUGGCAGCUGCGACGCUAUGGCAGAUUUAUGCCUGGUGCCCUGGGCACUGCCUCAGGCUCCUGGGAGGUCUUGGAAUCCAGCAAAGAAUCUGGUUUUCUUGUUCUUACCAUAGUUAUUUCAGGCCACUUCUUCAUUUCCAGAGAAAAGGAAGUAUUGGAAGGUUUUUCUUUGAUUGAUGCUUCUCAAUGGCUGAAGAUAGUAAGAAGUGCAGAUUGCAUGUUGUUUGGUUCAAAAUUAAAGAAUAAACAACGUAUGUUCCGUGUCCAGUUUAUGGGAGACUCCAAAACACAUGCAGAGGAGCACUGCUGUCAGUGUAUGCAGAAGCUUGCUGACUAUGUUCCGCUUCAAGAAAUGGAUGCUGCAAGACAGGAACUGCGACAAGGGCACAGCCUGACGCUUGAUGGAGAAAGUCAGCUGAAAGAUGCUGAGCAAAAUGUACCCAUGCAGCAUAAUGCUGAAAAUGUAUCUCCAGCACAGGGACGACUAUCUGUCUCAGAGGUAGCACAGUAUAUACGGACAACAAACAUUGAGCUUCCUUUUGCAUAUCAACAGUCUAUGUGGAACGCUGAAGAUUUAGGCAGCUUUAUUCACUUGUGUCUCCUGGAUAAGAGCUUCCCAGCAUUUGUGGAAGAAGUGGAGAAGCAGUUGAAAAAAAUUACGGAUGGUUAGGAAGUGGAGUAUUAAAAAUGUAGUAUCAAAAAUAAAAAUAUAGAAUUUGAAAAAUG
This is a messenger RNA of Varanus komodoensis (Komodo dragon), 2110 nucleotides long. RefSeq names its product REC114 meiotic recombination protein (gene REC114). Lineage: Eukaryota; Metazoa; Chordata; Lepidosauria; Squamata; Varanidae. The transcript is spliced from 6 exons. Bases 1245 to 2054 code for a protein of 269 amino acids. The record is from RefSeq and is a predicted model, not a curated record.